Molecule: messenger RNA, 1004 nt
Organism: Annulohypoxylon truncatum
Lineage: Eukaryota; Fungi; Ascomycota; Sordariomycetes; Xylariales; Hypoxylaceae
Product: Thioesterase/thiol ester dehydrase-isomerase
Exons: 1
Coding region: 151-681 (176 amino acids)
Molecular function (GO): fatty acyl-CoA hydrolase activity
Source: RefSeq, a predicted model, not a curated record
AACAAUUUACUGUUCUGUUGAACUACGACAAAUUCUUACUCACCUAAGAUCCAAAUCCGCGGCCAAUUAACCAAACCCACAUCCCGCAUCUCCCCGCGGGUAUUUCGCCACGCCAGGUCAUUCCACCAGGUAUUUGACGGGGCAGCAAUCAUGGGGUCCAUCAGCUCAGCGCAGCCACCACCACCACCACCAACAGCAGCAGCAGCAGCAGCAGCUGACCCCAGCAGCAAAGAAGACGAGGAGGCAGUCAUCAAAGCGCACCUAGAGGAGCUCACGGCAGCCCAGCUGCCCAACUCCGCCAUCUACAAAUUCCUGCUAUCGGACGUGCGCAUCGUGGGCGCGCGCCGCGGCGCGAUGCGGGCGCGGCUCGCGCUGGGCAGAAACCACAUGAACUCCGGGGGCGGCAUCCACGGGGCCGCGAGCGCGGCGAUCGUCGACUGGGCCGGCGGCAUGGCGGUCGCGACGUGGGAUCUGCGUCGGCGCACGGGGGUUUCCGUGGAUAUCCACGUCACGUACCUCAGCUCGGCGGGCGAGGGGGAUGAGGUUGAGAUCGAGGCUGAGGCGGAUAAGGUCGGUGGCUCGCUGGGGUUCACGAGGGUUGUUAUUAGGAAGGUUGUUGAUGGGGUGCCGGGGCCGGUGGUGGCGAAUGGGUCGCAUACUAAGUUUGUUAAGCAGAGGUAGUAAAGGAGUUCAGGGACGGGGAGGCGGGUUCGGGGUUGGUGGAGGGGCUGGCGGGAGAUAGACAGAGCGCGUUGCUUUACUUCUGGGACGAAGUCGGUGUCUAGAGGUAGACUUUAGACGGUGGCAGGAUGCUAGAUGCUAGAUGCUUAGAUUCCUUCGGGAGCGGGGGUAGAUUUCAUGACAAGCUCUUUACGGCGUUGCCUAGCCAGUGUGAAAAAAAGUAAAACCCCAUUUUCUAUAGGUAUACCGUAAUUCUAGGCAAAGAGGCUUAGAGAUCCUCGCUCAAUAGUGUCGUUGUUUUCGCACUCGCUAGGCCCGCAUCU